Engraulis encrasicolus (European anchovy) is the source of this 3118-nucleotide messenger RNA. RefSeq names its product ribonuclease inhibitor-like. NCBI's taxonomy places the organism in Eukaryota, Metazoa, Chordata, Actinopteri, Clupeiformes, Engraulidae. The transcript is spliced from 11 exons. Gene Ontology annotation, biological process: intracellular signal transduction. The record is from RefSeq and is a predicted model, not a curated record. The coding region runs from base 182 to 2461 and encodes 759 amino acids. Gene Ontology annotation, molecular function: protein binding.
GUCUGGGUUAUGCUCAGAAGAAGUUGAAGACAGUGACGAUGAGGUCAUCUACUCCGAGGAACGAAAGUUUAGUUUUUUCGACCGUUGUUUCCAAGAGUUUCUUGCAGCUGUGUAUGUAAUAGCAACAUUUGUUCGGGAUAAGAGGAAUCCAAUUGAGCAAACAACUGGCACAAAGAAAUGGAUGGCGAAGCCCACAAUGUUUGACAUCCAUAAGUCUGCUGUGAAAAGGGCCAUCGAUAGCAAAGGACGUCUCAACAUUUUUGUGAGAUCCCUCCUUGGUCUCUCUGAGAAGUCAAACCAGAAAUUUGUUCUUAAGUGCAUGGAAUGGAUCAAGGCCAAUGAUGCCUCUAUAGAAUGGGAUGAUGACAAUAACAAAACAAAAAGCUAUAUAUCCAAGAAAGUAGAGGAGAAGAAGCAAGGGGAUACUGCCAUACUAGUAGAAUUUCUCAGUGAAUUAAAAGACAAAGAUCUUCUGAAUAAAAUCCAGAAGGUUAACCAGAAGACACAGGAUCACACAGUGAGUCAGGACAUAGUCAUCACAUUGCAGACGAACAAGGAGGUUCAACAAGAGUUUGAGGUGAAAAACUUCAUGAAAGAGGAAGUUGGUUUGCCAAAUUUAUUGCCGGUUGUGCAAAUCACAGAUCAAGCUAAAUUGAAUAAGUGCAACCUGACAGAGAAAAGCUGUGCCCAGAUAGCUGAUUCCUUUAGGAAGUACGACUCCAGUGUGAAGGUGCUGGACAUGAGUGAGAAUGAACUUGGUGAUUCAGGGGUGAAAGACAUCAUCUCUGUGCUGCAUGAGGAAAAGUGUAAAAUUGAGAAUUUAAGUUUGUCCUACUGUGGGUUAACAUCUGAGACAUGUGAAAGCCUCAGCGAGGCUCUAGCAGAGACAUCUCGUCUCCAUGAGCUGAACCUGAGCAACAACAACAUUCAUGACCAAGGAGUGUUCCUACUCUCCAUGGCCUUGACAGACCCAAAGUGCCAACUGCAUACUCUGAGACUUGCCAGCUGCCAGCUUUCCUCAAAGUGCUGCAAGGACCUCAGCUCAAGCUUACAGUCAGCUGAUUCAGCCCUGAAGCACCUAGACUUGAGUUUCAAUGACCUCCAAGACUCAGGGGUUCAACACCUCUCUGCAGCACCUACAAAACUGGAGACACUAAGACUGGCCUGCUGCAACCUCACAGAAGGCUCUGGCCAUCACCUGGGCACGCUGCUGCAGUCAGGGGCACUGAGAGAUUUGGAUCUGACCAACAAUAUGCUGAAGGACUCAGGGCUGCAGCAGCUCCUCUCUGUUGGCCUGGCCAGCCAAACGUGCUCACUGGAGAGAUUGAUCAUAAAGAAAUGUGAGAUCACUUUGCAAGAUCCCAGCUGCUGUGAAGCUGUGUUGUCCUGCAUGAAGUCUAAGAAGGGUCACCUUAGAGAGCUGGACCUAAGCUACAAUUAUCUGCAGGAUUCCGGCGCACAGACAGUCAUUCCUUCUGCAGUGAAACUGCCAUGUAGGAUUGAGAAGCUGAGUCUAGCUUGCUGUUCACUAACAGAGAAGAUGUGUGGGCUCCUCAGCUCUGAGCUGGGAGGUGAGGGCCUGAUGCAGUCUUGCCUGAGGGAGAUUGACUUCAGUGACAAUGACCUGGGCUCAUCUGGAGUGGCACUCCUCUGUGACACAUUACAGAAGGAUGCUUGCAAAUGGGAGAAACUCUUUUUGUCCCAGUGCAAUAUCAAAGCACCUCGCUGUCAAGACUUGGCCAAUGCGCUGAGAAAAAAUCCAUCUCACAUGACGGUACUGGACCUGAGGUUCAAUCACCUGGAGGAUGAUGGGUCUAAAUUCUUCAAGUCACUCCAGACCAACUCCCGGGAGAUCAAGAUUGAAGGUGGUGGAGAGUUUUGUUUGAGGAAGGGCGAGGACAGAUAUGAGCGCAGUCUAACCCUGGAUGAGAACACCGCGAACCCGAGGCUCUUCCUCACAGAGACCAAAAUCAGGUGGGCUGAAUGGGAGCUCCCUCUACCCGUGCACCUGGACCGGUUUGACUGCCGCACGCAGGUGUUGUGUGUGGAAGCACUGAGCAGCCGCAGCUACUGGGAGGUGAAGUGGAGCGGAAUGGCCUCAGUGGGUGUAGCGUACGCCAGCAUGGGCAGGAAGGGUGAGAACAACGCCGCCACGCUGGGCCGCAAUGACAGGUCCUGGUGCCUGGACUGCAGCGCCUACACCUACUCCGCGUGGCACGGCAACAAGGAGACGCGCGUGGCCCAGCAGCCCUCGGGAUGCCACCGCUUGGGCGUCUACCUGGACUGGCUGGGCGGCACGCUGGCCUUCUUCAAAGUCAAGACGGUCGGCGGGAAGCGCAAGUUCACCCUGCUGCACACCUUCAAACACAGCUUCUCACUGCCCCUGCUGCCCGGUUUCAGGAUCUGGGCUGACUCCAGCGUGUUCAUCUGCCCACAGAAUGGAGACAAGAAGGCGGCAUGAAGACACCAGCAAUUAGUACAGGCAUACUUAUAGACUUCUCAAGUAGACACACAUGCAUGUGGCACUUGCACUCAACACAUACAUUCACACACACAACCACACACACACACACACAAAGGAUUGAAGAAAAAACAUCUUGGAGUCAUGUCAUUCAAAUGCUGUCGUGUUAAUCUAAAAAAGUUGUUCAUCAAUCACAGAAAUUAAUACUGUGAUGAUGACUGAUAAUUGUUAAAAUAAUAAUUAAAUGGCUAUGCAUAAUGCAUAGCUAGAUUUACAAUGCACUUGUGGAUUAAUAGUACUGUAUUUUCCUUUAUGACAGUAGAAGAUUAUUUCUUCCGAAUAACAACUUCAUAAUUUUUUUUUUCUAUCUUGAAGUUGUGGGUGUUGUGACUCCCAACAUUUAAUUUAAACAGUGUUAGUGAAUUAAGGUAAACCAAUAAAUCAUUUUCAUUUCAAAAUAACACUUGGAAGUAUUGCAUGAUAUCAUCACAGGUUCUAUCAUAAAAAAAUUGAUAUUGACAUUGCAGUCAGAUCCAAACUUUGCUUUUCUAUUUUAUGUGCGGCCGGUAACUGAUAUUGAUUUUCAUGUUGAUUUCAAUUCAGUGAAGUAGUAAUGGUUUCAAGAUGACAUUGUGCAAUUGCAUCAACUGUAUAACU